Molecule: messenger RNA, 1498 nt
Organism: Procambarus clarkii (red swamp crayfish)
Lineage: Eukaryota; Metazoa; Arthropoda; Malacostraca; Decapoda; Cambaridae
Product: keratin, type I cytoskeletal 9
Source: RefSeq, a predicted model, not a curated record
GGUCUCCCCUCUCGUGCUACAACUAUCAUGGUGCUGGAACUGCUUGUGGUGUUCGGGGCGCUCCUGGUGGGGUCGUGCGAGGCAGUGGACGGCUCCACACGCUUUGGUGUUGCUACAGCAGCAAGAUCCCCUGACGGACGCCGUGAUGGUCGCGAAAGUCAAUUUGCAUUCCAAGAUGAAUCCGGUUUUCCUCGAGGAGCUUCUUCUGGGCCUUUUAGGGAAACCACAGAGAACGGUUUUUCUAACGGAGGUCGUGGCUUUUCCGGCAAUGGUGGUGUACAGGAUACCAGUAAUUCGUUCAGCAGGGGAUUUGGUAACUCUCCAGGUAGCUCAUUCAGCUUUAACGGCGGCCCACCAGGGGUUACGGACGAUCUUACUGGGCCCUCCAGUGAAACCUCUUUCGGAGAUUUUUCCAAUAGCGCUCGUGGCACUUUCUCUAGUCCUGGUGUAGGAGGAUCUGAUAACUCAUUUACCAAUGUAUUCGAUAGUGGUUCUGCUAACGCUAUCGGCAGCAAUGACCAUUCCUUCGAUAAUUCAUUUGGUGUUAAUAGUGGUUCGUCAGGUACCUUCAGGGACUUCGCAGAUAGUGCAGCCGGCUCCUUCGGCGGCUUUCGGGGGUCCGAAAGCGCCUCUGGCAGUUCUGACGACGAGGGCAUCGGCUCUGGGUCUUUUAGCAAUGAUGGUGAAAGGGGCAUAGUUAACCCUUUCCCUUUCAACAAUGGCUUCGGGAGAGAUCCCUUUAGCUCAUUCGGCACCAGCGAUGAUUCCUUCGACAACUCCUUUGGUGUUAAUGGUCGUUUGCCAGGAGGAUUCGAUGCCUCCUCGGACGGUCGAUUUGGAUCCUUAGGCGGAUUUCGAGGCACGGCAGGAGCAUUUGGCAGCUCCUUCGGUGGCCCACUUAGUAGCGGUUCUCUACCCAGACCUGGUUUAAGAGGCUCUGAAAAUCCAUUCAAUAAUUUUGCCAAUUUUCCUGUAAAUUUCUUUAAUGGCAAUGAAGGUUUCUUUGAUAAUUCCUUCAACAAUAAUGGUCAGUUACCAGGUGACUUUCUGGCCUCUGAAGGCUUUAUUGGCCCCUUAGGUGGCCUUCGUGGCACUUUUGGUGACUUUGACACCUUUAAUGGCUUUAAUGGCUUCAAUAAUAACCUCGAUGGCUCUUUCGGUGUUCCGGGCAACAUUAUUGGAAAUGGAGGCGGUGUGUUCCUUGCCCUGGUGAGUCCUUCUGGAGUGUUUCUUCUUCCUUCGUCAGCACUGGUCUCCGCCCCUGGUGUUUUGGGCUGACAUGAUGGGUUGACACGGUGGACUGACACGGUGGGCACAGAGAAUACAUACCUGGAUAUGAAGGCAACAUCAGUGAAUGUGAAUUAUUCACUGUACCGGCUACAGCUGAAACAUUACAGAAUGCCCUUCGCCCGAUCUGUACCUCGCGUAAUGGACAACUAUGUAAAAUAUUAACUGAAUUAUUCACUACAUAUUUAUUAAAAAAAAAUGAGCAGUAUCA